UUAUUGAAAAAUAAUCAUAAGAAUAGAAAAGCGAGUACAAACGAAGACAUAACCUUCCUUACACCAGCCCAGAGAAAUAGAUCACAUACUCGAAAAAUUGGCAAGUUAGCUUUGUCUUAUCGAAUGAAAUGAAUAAGAACACAAGGGAGACUUUGACCUCUAAGAAACGUGACCAUUCAAGACAAUGCAAGCUAAAUUAGUGAAAAAAUAUGCGACUCAAUUGCUCUCUUUGAAUGAGAAUAGGAGGGUCUUAACGUAUGCAGUCUUACCCUUACUUCGCGAAGAUGUUUUUUAUUGAUUCAAACUUGAGACUACUAGGUUACAACGGAACAAUCUUACCGUUGUGCUGGGGACUGCCCUCUCUCUCCUUUGUUCUCUUUGCCCCUAUUUUAUGAACCCUUCUCUUAUCCUCCCAUAGGAUGAUAUGACUUGGAUAUUAAGAAGGGACGUAGUUUCUCAUAACCCAUGGUGAAUAGAGAAUCUCUUCACCUAUGAUAUCAACUCUCUAAUUGGAUUAGAGAAGGGUAUUUUGGACCUUCAACAAUAAGAAGCGGAUGAUGACAUUUACUCUUUGAAGAAAAACUAAAUCAAUUUACUAAAAAAAAAAAAAAUAAAUGAAUAAAAAAAAAAUCCAUUAAGAAGAGUAGGUGUUUUUUGAAAUUAAAAGAGUCUGUUCUCUUUUUUCUUUCCACCCAAACCCACACGCAUAAAUGGCCUGGUCUUAUUCAAACAAUUUAAAAAGCAUUAUAUCCUUUUUCCUCUUACAUUUCUCCUAUUUUAUAGAUCUGAUAUGGCUAAUCAUAGAAGGCCUCUCCCGCCAACUUAGCAUUUGGGGGAAAUGUGUGAAGAGGAUGGCAAAAAGAGAGCCGUUUUCAAAACUCCUCCCAAAGCCACAUGACUCAACUUACCUAACUCCUAUCUCCUCUUCUCUUAAAACCUCAAAUCCUCCCUCCCACUCCUUAGCAGCUUCCAAAUCCAUCCCUAAAUCCAAACUGAAACCCUCAUAGUGUUUUGUUUGUUUACUUGCCUUUGUUUUCUUUCUAUAUUUUUUUAGAAGUUAUUAGUUAAGGUUCAGUCCAACCAACAUUCCCUGCCCCUGCAAUACAUUUGUUUCUUCCCUUCAUUGACUCUUUUUUCUUCCACAUAUUCUAGCAGUAAUGGAAUCCCUGUUUCUGAAUCCAAGUCCUACUGUUGUAGCUAAGAUAAGGUCUUCAGAGAGGCAAGGUUGGUGCUCCAUUAAUGGGUCUUCCAGGAAGAACAAGAAUACAGUGUGUUGCCAGAGCAAUGGAAAUGUGACAACUUUUGGUGGGUUGUCCUCUGUUUUUACAGAGAGUUUGAUGCAGACACCAAUGAUAGAGAACAUCGAGCAUGGAAGUUGUCUGGUGGAUGCUGGAAGCUUAGUCUCAUCAUCAAAUGAGAAAACUAAAGAUGAUAUUCAAGUGAAGGAUUUGGUUCCUCUUAAUGGAAAACCCACCACCCUGAUGGAGGUCUCUGAUGGUAUUGGGAUUGUCAAGUUUCUUAGAGGAAAGCAGUUAUUUAUCACUGGUGCCACUGGUUUUCUAGCAAAAGUUCUCAUAGAGAAGAUUUUAAGGACAGCCCCUGAUGUGGGUAGGAUCUUUCUCUUGAUUAAGGCAAGAAACAAGGAGGAUGCAGUGAAUAGAUUGAGGAAUGAAAUCAUAAAUGAAGAACUUUUCAAGUGCCUGAAACAAAAUCAUGGGAAAGCAUAUCAAUCAUUUAUGCUCAGCAAGCUGGUUCCUGUGGUGGGUAAUGUCUGCGAAUCUAAUAUUGGAAUGGAAGAAGAUUUAGCUGAACUUAUCGCGGGGGAAGUUGAUGUAAUCAUAAACUCAGCGGCCAAUACUACCUUCGAUGAAAGGUAUGAUGUUGCUCUAGAUAUAAACACAAGAGGAGCUUCUCGACUUAUGAGCUUUGCGAAGAGCUGUAAGAAACUUAAACUCUUCCUGCAAGUGUCAACUGCAUAUGUUAAUGGUAAAAGGCAAGGUAGAAUCUUGGAGAAAGCCUUUUGCAUGGGAGACAGCAUAGCAAGGGAGACAAUCAUCCCCAAAGCCCCUUCAUCUCUCCCUCUGUUAGAUGUUGAAGGUGAAAUAAAGUUGGCCCUUGAAUCCAAGAGGGAUUUCCAAGACCAUGCAGUUGCACAAAAGAUGAAAGAAUUGGGUUUAGAAAGGGCCCGUAUACAUGGGUGGCAAGAUACUUAUGUGUUCACAAAGGCCAUGGGUGAGAUGCUUAUUGACAGUCAGAGAGGAGAAAUACCGGUAGUCGUCAUCCGUCCUAGUGUCAUUGAAAGCACCUGCAAUGAGCCUUUCCCUGGAUGGAUGGAAGGAAACAGGAUGAUGGAUCCAAUAAUCUUAUAUUAUGGGAAAGGCCAGCUUACAGGGUUUCUUGUAGAUCCCAGGGGAGUCCUUGAUGUAGUCCCCGCCGACAUGGUUGUAAAUGCAACCUUGGCAGCCAUUGCAAAGCAUGGCGCAGCAAGGAAACCGGAGAUGAACAUUUACCAUGUUGCUUCAUCAAUGGUGAACCCACUACUGUUUCAAGACUUAGCAAAAUUCCUCUAUGAACACUUCAGUUCCUCCCCUUACAUGGACUCAAAGGGAAGACCAAUUCAUGUCCCAACAAUGAAACUCUUCAAUUCCAUGGAAGAUUUCUCCUCACAUAUAUGGAGAAAUGCCAUCCAAAGAAGCGAGCAAGUGGCUGCAGCAGCUUCCAAUGAGAAACUAUCUCGUAAAUUCAAAAUUGCAUGCAAGAAAUCAAUGGAGCAAGCAAAAUACUUAGCCAACAUAUAUGAGCCAUAUACUUUCUAUGGAGGAAGGUUUGAUAACACCAACACUGAGAGGCUAAUGGAGGAACUGUCUGAAGAAGAAACAAGGAGCUUUGGAUUUGAUGUAAGGAGCAUAGAUUGGCAGCAUUAUGUCUCAAACAUUCAUAUUCCUGGUCUGAGAAGGCAUGUAAUGAAGGGGAGAGGGAUGUCUGGAUAAAUUAGACCUUCUGUUUCAUAGGAAUUGGUUGUAAUGUCCUUUUUCAAUCCCUGGUAAAUAAUGGGAAGAGGGUAAUAGCUCACAUGAAUUCUGUUCAUAUUUCAGAUCUUAAUGUUC
This is a messenger RNA of Macadamia integrifolia, 3107 nucleotides long. RefSeq names its product fatty acyl-CoA reductase 2, chloroplastic-like. Gene Ontology annotation, molecular function: alcohol-forming very long-chain fatty acyl-CoA reductase (NADP+) activity. The record is from RefSeq and is a predicted model, not a curated record. Bases 1158 to 2990 code for a protein of 610 amino acids. The transcript is spliced from 9 exons. Gene Ontology annotation, biological process: long-chain fatty-acyl-CoA metabolic process; suberin biosynthetic process. Gene Ontology annotation, cellular component: intracellular membrane-bounded organelle. NCBI's taxonomy places the organism in Eukaryota, Viridiplantae, Streptophyta, Magnoliopsida, Proteales, Proteaceae.